UGUGUCUAUAGAGACACAGACAGGAGAGCUGAGAAGGAAGCACUGACCUUGACCAAGAACUUUAAAUAAAAGAGGAAAAAUGGGACGGGGAAAAGGGAAUGACAAGUACAAAGUUGCAGAAAAGGAUGAAGACAAAAAAGAGGCAAAAGAGAAGGACAUGGAUAAUCUGAAGAAAGAACUGGAUUUGGAUGAUCACAAAUUGACUGUAGACGAACUCCAGCGAAAAUAUGGCACGGAUCCUGUCAGAGGCUUGUCCAGUUCCCGUGCAAAGGAGAUCCUUGAUCGUGACGGACCCAAUGCCCUAACCCCACCCCCAACUACUCCAGAAUGGGUCAAGUUCUGCAGACAGCUCUUUGGUGGAUUCUGUACACUACUGUGGAUUGGAUCUUUGCUUUGUUUUAUAGCAUUCACAGUACAAGUUACUACAGAAAGUGAUCCAACAAAUGACAACUUGUACCUGGGUAUCGUUCUUGCAUCUGUGGUGUUGAUCACAGGUUGCUUCUCAUACUAUCAAGAAGCCAAAAGCUCAAAGAUCAUGGAAUCUUUCAAGAACCUUGUUCCACAGCAUGCACUGGUCAUUCGUGAUGGAGAAAAGAAGAGCAUUAAAGCCGAGGAAGUGGUUGCUGGUGAUCUUGUGGAGAUCAAAAGUGGUGACCGCAUCCCUGCUGAUUUACGCAUCAUCUCUGCGCACGGAUGCAAGGUAGACAACUCUUCCCUUACUGGAGAAUCAGAGCCUCAGCCUCGUACUCCUGAGUUUUCCCAUGACAAUCCACUGGAGACAAGAAAUAUUGUGUUCUUUUCGACAAACUGUGUUGAAGGUUCAGCCUCAGGUAUUGUUAUCAACACUGGCGAUCGCACUGUGAUGGGUCGAAUUGCAACGCUUGCAUCAAGUCUUGAGGUUGGAAAGACUCCAAUUGCCAUAGAGAUUGAGCACUUCAUCCACAUUAUCACUACUGUAGCUGUUUUCCUCGGUGUCACAUUCUGCACCCUGUCCCUCAUCCUUGGAUAUGGCUGGCUGGAAGCUGUCAUUUUCCUUAUUGGUAUCAUUGUUGCCAAUGUGCCUGAGGGUCUACUUGCUACCGUCACUGUGUGUCUGACUCUGACUGCCAAACGAAUGGCCAAGAAGAACUGCCUAGUGAAGAAUCUUGAAGCUGUAGAGACACUUGGCUCCACCUCCACCAUUUGCUCUGACAAGACCGGAACCCUGACCCAGAACCGUAUGACUGUAGCUCACAUGUGGUUUGACAACCAGAUCCAUGAAGCUGACACCACAGAGAACCAGAGUGGAACCUCUUUUGACAGAAGCUCUGCCACAUGGUCAGCACUUGCUCGUGUGGCUGGCCUGUGCAACCGUGCUGUCUUCCUCGCCGAUCAGUCCAAUGUUCCAAUCCUCAAGAGAAAUACUGCUGGUGAUGCCUCAGAGUCUGCUCUCCUGAAGUGUAUCGAACUCUGCUGUGGUUCAGUGAAGGAUCUGAGAGACAAACACCCAAAGGUGGCUGAGAUCCCCUUCAACUCUACUAAUAAAUACCAGCUCUCAAUCCACAAGAACCCAAAUCCUUCCGAAUCGAAGCACCUACUAUUAAUGAAAGGAGCACCUGAGAGGAUUCUGGACAGAUGUUCAAGUAUUUUGCUUCAAGGAAAAGAGGAGCCCUUGGAUGAUGAAAUGAAGGAUGCUUUCCAGAACGCUUAUAUGAAAUUAGGAGGUCUUGGAGAAAGAGUUCUUGGUUUCUGCCAUUAUGUUCUUCCUGAUGAUCAGUUCCCUGAGGGCUUUGCAUUUGACACUGAGGAGGUUAACUUUCCUACUGAAAACUUGUGCUUUGUUGGUCUCAUGUCCAUGAUUGAUCCUCCUCGUGCUGCUGUACCAGAUGCAGUAGCCAAGUGUAGAAGUGCUGGAAUCAAGGUUAUAAUGGUCACGGGUGAUCAUCCAAUCACAGCCAAAGCCAUUGCUAAGGGAGUGGGUAUCAUCUCUGAGGGCAACGAGACUGUAGAAGACAUUGCUGCUCGUCUAAAUAUUCCUAUUGGAGAUGUGGAUCCUAGAGAAGCAAAGGCCUGUGUUGUUCAUGGUGGAGAGUUGAAGGACAUGACACCAGAACAACUGGAUGAUAUCCUGAAACACCAUACUGAAAUUGUAUUUGCAAGAACCUCUCCACAGCAAAAACUCAUCAUUGUGGAAGGCUGCCAGCGACAGGGCGCCAUUGUGGCUGUGACUGGCGAUGGUGUGAAUGAUUCUCCUGCUCUGAAGAAGGCUGACAUUGGUGUAGCUAUGGGUAUUGCUGGAUCUGAUGUCUCCAAACAGGCUGCUGACAUGAUCCUCUUGGAUGAUAACUUUGCCUCUAUUGUGACUGGAGUAGAAGAAGGUCGUCUUAUAUUUGACAACUUGAAGAAAUCCAUCGCGUACACCCUGACCAGUAAAAUCCCGGAGAUGUCGCCCUUCCUCUUCUUCGUCAUUGCUGGCAUCCCUCUUGCUCUGGGCACUGUUACUAUUCUAUGUAUUGACCUAGGAACAGACAUGGUACCUGCUAUUUCUUUUGCAUAUGAGCCUGCAGAGAGUGAUAUCAUGAAGAGGCAACCCAGAAAUGCCCAAACAGAUAAACUUGUGAACCAAAGGCUCAUCAGCAUGGCUUAUGGGCAGAUCGGAAUGAUGCAAGCAGCAGCAGGGUUCUUCACCUACUUUGUGGUCCUUUCUGAGAAUGGAUUCAUGCCAUUUUUUCUGAUAGGACUACGCAUUAGCUGGGAUGAUAAGAAUUGCAAUGACCUGGAGGACAGCUACGGCCAGCAAUGGACGUAUGAGAGCAGAAAAGUACUGGAGCACACAUGCCACACUGCGUACUUCGUCAGCAUUGUGAUAGUGCAGGUGGCCGACACUAUCAUCUGUAAGACCAGGGUCAAUUCCAUUGUACAACAGGGAAUGAGCAGGAACAAAGUCCUCAUCUUUGGCCUUUUUGAAGAGGCAGGACUUGCACUCUUCCUGUCCUACUGCCCAGGCAUGGAUGUUGCGCUUAGAAUGUAUCCACUCAAAGCUUGGUGGUUAAUGUGUGCUGUACCAUAUGCACUCCUCAUCUUUUUCUAUGAUGAGGCAAGAAGAUACCUUCUAAGGAGAAACCCAGGAGGCUGGGUGGAGAAAGAGACAUAUUAUUGAAAAAAGUAAAUCCACCCAACAGCAAUUUGCCACCUGCUCCUGCCAAACAUUAUUCUCCAUACAUAUAUGGACAUUUCUUGUGAUAUUCUCAAAAAGAUACAUGACUGCAGCCAUAUACAUGGCAUAUGAAUAUAUUAUUAUUUGUAUUUAUUUAUUAUUACUAAAUAAAUACAAUAUGUCACCUAAGCUAUGAAA
Messenger RNA from Pygocentrus nattereri (red-bellied piranha), 3334 nucleotides. Its product is annotated as sodium/potassium-transporting ATPase subunit alpha-1-like. The transcript has 22 exons. Gene Ontology annotation, cellular component: membrane. The coding region runs from base 80 to 3139 and encodes 1019 amino acids. Gene Ontology annotation, molecular function: ATP hydrolysis activity; P-type sodium:potassium-exchanging transporter activity; ATP binding. Lineage: Eukaryota; Metazoa; Chordata; Actinopteri; Characiformes; Serrasalmidae. The record is from RefSeq and is a predicted model, not a curated record. Gene Ontology annotation, biological process: intracellular potassium ion homeostasis; intracellular sodium ion homeostasis; potassium ion import across plasma membrane.